UUGAAAUAUUCUGGUUUUCCAGUGAUAAAAGGACAUUUGUUUUCGCGUAUUAAAAGGAAUGGCUGGACUCUCAUCAAAGUGGCUAGAUGAUUCGCACUUGUCUUUUCUGCUAGCGGAUAAUUUAGUAAAUGCAAUUGGGGAUCCAGAUUUGCAAAGAAUGCGAAGACACAUUAUGGAUGUUAUGGAUCGACUGGAUCAUUGCAAUGACCAAAUGGAAUUAAUAAGAGCUGGCGGUUGCGCGGAAGGAUUCCGAAUAAGAGGAUCAGAUGUAGAUCAUAUGAUUGUAGAUAAACUCACCAAAGUCGUAGCUGAAAUUCCAAAGAAUUUUGGAAGUUUUAUGACCGUCGUCAGAAUGAAGAAAACCCCUGACGAACCACCUGGCUAUGUUAAACUUAUUGUAUUAACUCCUCUUACGCCUUUAGUACACAUAAGAGAAUCGAUGCAAAAGAUCAGGGGCGACUAUUAUUUGUCUAGCGAAGCUUUUAUGAAAUGGUUCCAGAGGCAAAAUCCUGUUGGAGAUCUUCACGGACCCUGUGUAUUGGAAAGAACUGAAGAUGGAGAUCAUGACAGGUCGUUUUGUCUGCAAUACAAAGACUGGCCUGUAUUUGCCAAUGAAUGGAUUGAAAGAAAAAGGUCAUAUGAAUGGCCUUCCAAUGAACUUAAAAUAAAAAUAAAAACAUUAGGGUGUCAUUUAAUGGCGAUUGGAUCAAAAAAGCUUAAUACAAAUUUCCAUUCAGUUGAUACUGUGAACUCUGUAUGGAUUGGAGAUCCUCUUCAGUGGAGAAUAUCUUUUUCCCUCGCAGAGAAACAUCUUGUUUACUCCUUCAAUAACACUCAGUUUUUGACGUAUGGAAUUUUCAAACUUUUGAAUCAAGAGGUAUUUUCGCAAGAUUCCAUUAUCAAGAACUGUAUAUGUUCUUACUUUCUUAAAACAGUGCUAUUUUGGACAGUUGAAGAGACGCCAUCCGAUUGUUGGAAGCCAGAGCGUUUGGUUUAUUGUGUCGACAUAUGCUUUCAAAAACUAAUUGAAUGGACCAAGAACGGAUUUUGCCCAAAUUACUUUAUUAGGGAUAACAACAUGUUCUUGGGAAAGGUACAAGAGUGUGAACUAGGGUAUAUAUCCAGUAAACUUAAUGAUUUACAUAAGAAGGGAUGGAGAUGCUUGUUAAGCUGCCCUUCCUUAUUUGUCUUAAAAAAGGCCUUAGAAGAUGCUAGGAAAAUGACAACACCUUUUUCGUUACCUAUCUUUAAUCCGGAGGAGGAUUUUAGAUGUUUAAAAACUUCACUAAGAGAUGCUGAUAAUACACAUGUAGAAGCAAACAUAGAUUAUGUCUUGUUUGGCGAAAUACUUUCCAAAAAACCACAAUUUCCAACGGUACAAGUGCUGGAGUUUGAACUUAGAAAAUCGAUCUCAUUGGAAAUUCAAGAAAACCUCGAUCCUUUGGACCUAGACAUUUUAAGAUUGCGUCGAUACCAAACCUUAUAUGAUCUUGCUCUCGUGUAUCUCAACAUUUCUAUGACAAAACACACUACACGGAGUAAGUAUGCAUUUAUACGAAAAGCAUUUUGCUACUUGCACCUUGUUCGAUUUUCAGAUAUAAGCAGGGGCAAUCUUACACUUGCAACCGCUUACUACUGUAUAGGGAGGUUUGAAUCGGCUCUUGAGUACAUAAAGGACUAUGAUGAUAUUAAUGGAGAAGGCCUUGGCCGUGUCUAUAUUCCUUUUGGUUCUGGUAAUGUUUACAAUGAUCCCAACUAUCAUAAACACUUUUGUGGACGUGGAUUGAGCAUCAUGGAAAAAAUGUCGUUGGCGGUAUCUUACGACUUUGUAGUCCAUCGAUCAAUGCCUCUUAUUCCAAUAGAGAUUGCUCUUGAAGUAACAAUGAUGAGAAGGGCGCAAUCACGCCUUGUAAUUCCACUUGAACUGUACUCGGUGUUCCUGAAAAUUCUGUGUCAUACUUACUUGAGAAAUCUUAAACUGGUUGAGCAUUUAGCAACAGUCCUAGAAAACACUUUGCAACGCACACCGAAUGCAGAAAAGUAUCUAAAAUAUAUAAUGCUUGCUGUUACUUCGGUGAAAUUAGGAAAGUACGAAAAAGCUAUGCGAUAUUAUUGUUUAGCCCAUAUCUACAAAAGAAGACUAGUCAUUUACUAUCCUGACCGUCCAGAAUGGCAAAGUAGAACAUCGGUGUUAUUUUACAUUGCUCAAAUGCUUCGAAAUUUGAUGCCAGUUUGAAUAUUGACAUCUUGUCACGAUACUAAAACUGAUACUUCCCUGUCUAUAUACAUGUAGCAAACCCGUUCACUGUCACCGUGUGAAAAAACUCAUAAUGUAUAUUAAAAGCAAAGUACACCAGAAUGUAUCCAUUACAUCUUUGCUAAACGAUGAUAUGUACAUGCACCGCUGAAAUACACUCGAGAUGAUCAAUUUGGUAUCUGUACAUUGCAUAUAAGCACGAGGGAAGCGACUCUUUGGCUUGUUUUGACGGUGUGCAAACUGAGUCUAAAGAGUAAUACAAGUAAUAGCUUUCCAAAAAGCUUGCCUGACUAAACAAAAUUAUUCAAUGGAAGCAUCCAUGUAUCAAUUAGGCUAUCUUAUUAGAAAUGAAUUUUUAUUUUCGCUGCUGAUCAUAAAUUUAUAAACGGAACGUGCAAAUUUAAGACGAAAUGUCAGUCUUUUCUUCGAUCUAGAACAUGUACAUAUAUAUCACUUGAAAUUCAGUUAAUUUAUAAAUUCAAUUAUUUUUAGGAAUGUACAGUACACAUAUCAUAUAAGUGCAUGUAAGCUUGAAAGCUGAAGAGUAAAUAGUCGGGUUUUUUAAAAUUAUAUUUGUUAUACUUAGAUGUAAAAUCAACUGAAAGGCAUUUUUAAAAAAAUUUCCAACCAUAUGAAAUAUAAAAGGGUAUACAAACACGUAUUGUUUUUUAAUGUGUGUGGGCAGCUUCAUCAAAAUCAUCUUGACAAGCAAUUAAAAAAGGGUGAAUUCUCAAAUUCAUGAAAAAAACCUAACUGUAACUUCAAUUCAAUUAGAAUUCCUUAUUUGCAGUUUUAUUUAUUGCAUGCUCCUACAAAAGUGGAAGGGGGGGGCAAAUCCAUGAUAUUUCCAUUUAUCAUAUAAAGUUAAGAAAAGUGCCAGCUGCCAAAAAAGUGGGGAGGGGGAAGCAGCCCCCCUCACUCCAACCCCUGAUGAUACGUGCCUGUGAUGUAAACACAUUGUGUGCUCUGGGGUAUUCGCAUGAUCCCAGCGCACUCGUCAACUAAUAGGUGCGCAAAAUGAUGAAUGAGACAUUAUGGCGCGAAAUCCUACUAUUACCGUUCACGCAACGAAUGAACUCACCCAUUGGCAGAAGAUCCAUGGGGAG
This is a messenger RNA of Magallana angulata, 3363 nucleotides long. RefSeq lists its product as uncharacterized. The transcript is spliced from 2 exons. The record is from RefSeq and is a predicted model, not a curated record. Bases 59 to 2236 code for a protein of 725 amino acids. Lineage: Eukaryota; Metazoa; Mollusca; Bivalvia; Ostreida; Ostreidae.